Messenger RNA from Physella acuta, 279 nucleotides. Lineage: Eukaryota; Metazoa; Mollusca; Gastropoda; Physidae. The record is from the annotation of a RefSeq genome assembly.
AUUGUGACUUUCUUCUAUUUGAUUAUCAUUAUUACUUCAGUUUUUAUCUUCAUCAAUCAUAAGUCUUACUUAUACUUUGUUGUUAUUUUGGAAUUAUUGAGUCUAGAAAUCCUUAUUGUUAUUUUUUUCUACAGUAGCAUAAUCUUUAGUACUGGUGAUUUCUUGAUAAUAAUGACCCUUGUAACAUCUGAGGCAGCUAUAGGUCUUACCUUAAUAGUAACUAUUUUGCGAGCUAACGGAAGGGACAUAGUGAGAAAUAAAAAUAUGACAAUAGUAUAA